AGCAACGACAGAGAGUUUUAAUGGAUUUCAGGGUGAACUGCAGUCACUGUCAUUAAACACAAGGAAGUGCAGUAGUAUAAAUGACUGUUGCCUCUUGCUCAUAAUUAAAAUCAAGGUAUUGUCAUCACAGGAGAGAUUGCACUACCUCCUCAUCCGAAUGUCUCAUUUUAUUGAAGGACCCGAGUUUAUUUGCUUAAAAGGCAUCCCAAGCGGUCCGCAGCCCACCCUCAAUGUUUGACGUCAUCUAACCUUAUACAGUGUUUUCUCAGCUCGGCAAGAGGAGGGAUGUACUACUUGGAUCCAAGAGCCCUCAUCUCCUUCUUUUAUCUCCAGUGAAAAUGCCAAUUUCUCAAAUGUCAUUUCCCCCUUGUUACCCGCAUGUUACGCAGUUCCGGUCUCGCACAAGCAGGCGGGCCGCUGACUGAAGGAAGCCAUCGGCAGUGCAGACUGACUGUCUCUCUCUCUCUCCAUUUGGCAGCAGAAACAUAAGCGCCUGUCUCUUCUCUGUGCUGCGCGAACAGGGAAGACGUUAAGCAAGAGAGAAGUGUAAAUGCAAAUCACAUGUUUGUAACAUGGCUCGAUUAAAACCUGAGCCAUGUACACCCCCUGCCCCCCUAGCCCCCAAAACAAAAGAUGUUCAUCCAUACGGCCCAGACAGUUUGAAGUCAUUGUUCCUGAGAAAUCUUAAACCUGCAGAAAUCGAACACCACAGCGCGGAUGAAAUAGUGGCUUGGUUUUCAGAAGGACUCCAGGUUGCUUUAACACAGGCCUCAAACAUCCCUCUGAGCGUGGAGCUCUCUCUGCGGUGCGUCCAUUUAUCACGCGCUAUUUUGAAUUCAUUCAGAAAACUAGUCCCUUAGGCCUCUGGCGCUACUUGCAAGCCAAAAGACUCCACUUGCUACACCGCCUUUAGUUUUGCUGCAUUUGCACAAAUGAGAGUCUGUGUUGUUGUUUUUGCUUCUAAUGAGAUGCCAAGUGAUUUAUUUAUGAAUGACUUCUUUGGAACAUUGUGCUUUUUUUUUGUCCUCGCUGGAGUCAAGUCCCUCAGUGAUUGCUGGUGCAACUCUUUGUCAUCCAGAGUUUGCCCUCACCUGUGGGCCUCCUGGGAGGGCUAUAUCUGUCUUUGCACGUCCUCUGAUGUAUUGGAGGUGGGGCUGACUCAUUAGGCAGGUUUGAGCAUCCACUCCUAUAUUGCUGCAUGCCAAAUAGGAGCUCCCCUGCACACAAACCAAUGCAGGGAAGAAUUAUGCUGGUCAUAGAGCAAACAAAUCACUAUCAAUCUUUGCACCGGACCAGUCACGGCCUAUAAUGAGAUGCAGUUUCCCCAUUAGAACUAUCCAUCAGUUUGAAAAUGUUCAACAUCCACUUAAAGGCUUGACCUGCUCAAGACAUUCUAAAAGUGAGCUGGCUUUGUUGAUGUACUGUCCAGUUCUUGUGGAGAUGUAAUAAUUUUUAAAAAGCAGAGCUGGUCGUUCACAUUUUUAUUAGCCUCCAGUGCCUGGUGGCACAUUCCUAAUCUUUGAUUCGGAUUCUAACUGAAGAUGCGGUGGGGCGAAAACGUAUAUUUUUCCAUGCCCACGCAAAUAUGACGACGGAUCGUGUUGCUCAUGAAUAAACGGAUAAACGCGGGCUAUACGUUGAUGAUCACACCGUCUCCUUCGUUGGGUCACGACGCUCUCAGAAAUAUGCCACCAUGUUUGGUGGGUAAAACAACGGAAGAAAGGAGGAUUCGCGUGUGCGUGCUCUAUAUAAACUAUAGAAAAUAUAUACAGAGUCAGACAUGAUGGCGUGGGUGUGGUGUGCACGGAAUGCGCGCGAACAAAAAAAAAAAAGACAAGAUGCGCAGUGAGGGCGCACUAAUAGUCCCGCCUCGGGGCUGUUUCAACGCGAGUCGGAGGCGAGCAGUGAGCCAGCCAGCCGCUGGUCACAUGUUGCAGCGUCAUCAUCGUGUAGUAAAGUUGGUCGACUUCCACGCAGGCUCGGCUCCCCAUUCCAAGCUUCUCUUGUCUUGUCUUCAUCCCGACACCGGCUCGCUCCUCCUCCUUCUCCUACUCCUCCUCCUCGUCCUCCUCGUCCACCUCCCCCCUCCUCUUCCUCGGCUGCUGCUGCUGCGGCGGCGGCAUGCAGGCGACAACUCGGCUUUCACACACCAUCUCCACCGGAGCCGUCCAGCCAUGGGAGUGCAUGACCUCACCCAUGCAAUUUCCACCAUCAAUAAUUUAAUGUAUUUGCUCCAAACCUGAAGAGUUAUCCUGAAGCUUGUCAGGAGGGCACGGAGAGGAAAAGUAUCGCGAAAGUCUAAAUUACUCAAGGAGUUGGCCAGGGCAGCCCAGAUGACACUGUCCUGUUGAAUGGUCUGUUUUACGACUGGGCAGCACAAGUUCCACCAGGUUAGAAGAGUGAUGACCAUCCUGUUCCUUACUAUGGUUAUUUCAUACUUCAGUUGCAUGAGAGCUGCGCCCCUGAGAGACGCCCCAGGCAUGCAGGGCCAUCGGACGGAAGGCUACUUGGGCGCCGCCGCGGCCGCCACAGUCGCGAGAGGCCGGGGGAGUCCACAGAGCGGUGGCGGGCCAGGCCAGCGUGGGAUGCCUUCGCUCACAGACACCUUUGAGCAGGUGAUAGAGGAGCUGCUGGAAGUGGAUGGGGAGGCAGAGGCAGCACAGAUGGGACAGGGGGCAGAUCAGAGCCAGGGAGGCGGGGGUCUGGCUUCAGCCGUGGCCACAGAACGCAAGGAUGUCGACAUGUACGACUCGCGGGUUAUGAUCAGCAACCAAGUGCCUUUGGAGCCGCCCUUUCUCUUUCUCCUGGAGGAAUACAAAAACUAUCUGGAUGCUGCUAAUAUGUCCAUGAGAGUGCGACGACACUCUGACCCCUCGCGACGUGGAGAGCUCAGCGUUUGUGACAGUAUUAGCCAAUGGGUGACGGCGGUGGAUAAAAAGACGGCAAUCGACAUGUCGGGGCAGACGGUUACCGUCAUGGAAAAGGUUCCUGUCCCCAAUGGGCAACUGAAGCAAUACUUUUACGAGACCAAAUGCAACCCCAUGGGGUACACAAAGGACGGCUGCAGAGGAAUAGACAAGCGGCACUAUAACUCCCAAUGCAGGACAACCCAGUCCUACGUGCGAGCUCUCACCAUGGAUAACAAAAAGAAGAUUGGCUGGCGGUUUAUAAGAAUAGACACUUCCUGUGUAUGCACACUGACCAUUAAAAGAGGGAGAUAGUGUAUAAAAUGUAUAGAUUUUAUUGAAGAGUUUAAAAAAGAGAAUACAGAGAAAAUAUCUAUUUGUAUAUAUACAUAACAGGGUAAAUUAUUCCGUCAAAUGAACAUUUUAUGGACUGCAUGUAAAAAAAAAAAGGAUGAAGUUUAUACAGUAAAAGUGAUAUAACAGUCUAUUUAUUGAACAUAUUCAUGACCUUGUAAACGAUUAAAAAAAAUCUGAUCAGUCA
Molecule: messenger RNA, 3447 nt
Organism: Hippocampus zosterae (dwarf seahorse)
Lineage: Eukaryota; Metazoa; Chordata; Actinopteri; Syngnathiformes; Syngnathidae
Gene: bdnf
Product: brain-derived neurotrophic factor
Exons: 2
Coding region: 2352-3221 (289 amino acids)
Biological process (GO): positive regulation of peptidyl-serine phosphorylation; nerve growth factor signaling pathway; neuron projection morphogenesis
Molecular function (GO): growth factor activity; nerve growth factor receptor binding
Source: RefSeq, a predicted model, not a curated record